GUCCAAUGGCACGGCCGAGGAGGCGGUGUAUGGUGACAGAGAGAGGCGGGUUGCAGCAGCCAGCUGUUGGAAAGCAGCGCUCCUGAACCAUCCGCUACUACUGCACCAGUGGGUGAAACUCGGAGGCAAACAGAAGAGAAGACCGAGAGCAGGUAUAAAAGUGUCAGACAACUGAAAAAAUGGGAAGAAAGAAAAUACAAAUUUCUCGUAUUCUGGACCAGAGGAAUAGACAGGUGACUUUCACCAAGCGUAAGUUUGGUCUGAUGAAGAAAGCCUAUGAGCUGAGCGUGCUGUGUGACUGUGAGAUCGCCCUCAUCAUUUUCAACAGCACCAACCGUCUGUUCCAGUACGCCAGCACAGACAUGGACAAAGUGCUGCUCAAGUACACAGAAUACAGCGAGCCACACGAGAGUCGCACCAACACAGACAUACUGGAGACUCUGCGUAGGAAGGGCCUCGGUCUCGACGCGUCAGAGCUCGACAGUGAGGAGAGCAUGCAGGUGGCUGCAGACAAAUAUCCUCUCAGUGAGGGCAUGGAUCUCUCUGUGGCUCGCCAGCGCUUCUAUGCUCCAUCACUCCUCUCACCAGAGGCCCAGUUCCUGGUGUCUGCAGGCUGUGAGAACAGCUUCCCCAACUCAUCCGGAUCCAGCAUGGUGCCUCACAGAGCUCCGGGCUUUAAAUCUCUAAGUACCAGACCCGGCUCUGCCAGCCCUGCUGCACCACAUGCACACACUGCAUUCAUGUCUCCACACUCAGGUAUCGGCUACUCCGUGUUCUCCCAUGGCAGCCUGAAUCGAGCUCUGGACAUGAAAAGCCCUCCUCCUCUGAACUUGGGUGGUGAGAACCUGCGGGGAGAUGCUGCUAAUCAGGGCAUGGGGGCCACACGUGCUAACCACAGCUCUGCUAGGGGUGUCUUGUAUCAGGGCCUGCACAGCAGCAGCUCCAUGGUAGCCAUGGGCAAGGCAGGGCUGCUGGGUCACAGUUUGGGUCACAGCUACGGCCUCCCCUCUCCUGGAGCCUCUGAGUACAGCCAACCUGGAUUUUAUCACUCUGUUAGUCUACAACGAGGAGCAGUGAACCCCUGGCAGCCUGCACAGCCGCCUCAGGAGCCCCAUGGGCCUCAUAUAAGCCCAGCGAUGUCCAGUGGAGGGUGCUCCUUCCCCUCCCAGUCUUGCUCCUCAACCUCUCCACAUCUGCCCUCCCUCAACCUCACCAUCAAAUCGGAGCGUAGCUCUCCUGAGCACAUGUCCUCACCCACCUCCCCUCCUCUACACCACCUCAGGCAGCAUUCUCCAAUGAGCAACCCUGAGUCUGCUCGCCAUACCCCUCCGGAAGCCCGUCCAACCAAUGAGACGAAGGAGUUUCCCAAAUCUGGCUACCCACAAGAUGAAGAGGAAGGGGGGCAGCAGCCGCUCAGGCAGUUAGAGAUAAGUGAUGGGUGGCAGAGAUAGCUGGCUGCUGCAGUCUAACACCAUCUCCCAUUCAAUCAGCUAUCUUCCAUCAAAACCAGUCCUCUCUUACACACACACACGCACACACACACACACACACACACACACACACUCACACACUCAGAUAAAACAUAGAAGAUAGCGAGCUGGGGUCGAUUUGUCCCUAUCAUCCCAGAGAGGAAUGCCUCUCUUUGUCUCCUCACACAGAGCUGGUCUCUCCUGGGCGAUGGAGAAUUUUCUCUGCAUCACUUGAUUGAUCCCACGAGGAGACAGAUGCAUACAGACAUUUGCUUUUUGUUUGGUUAGGUUUAGUUUUUCUGUGUGGAGCUAAUGUGAGUCAGAAAUACAGUUUGAAAUGAGUUGGUUUUGUUCUGUGACUUUGUUGAAGUUAGCUACAGCAGCACAUUGGGACCAGCUGAAUUUCUCCAAAACAUGGUCUACUCACACAAAACCAGUUAGACGCAAACCGUCACUGGAGCCUUGGCCUUUUUUGAAAUACACUAGGACAUUUUUUAAAGGAUAAGUUCACAAGUCUGUCUUAUAACUAUACUCACUAUGCCCAAGUGUACAUUGAAAUAAUUUUGGCCGCUAUAAUUUCUCCUCCUCAAUUCACCUAUUAAGAGCCUUCAGCAGUCUGAAUAAGUCAAAUCAAGUUGGUAUCUUUAUCAAUUUAGGGGGAAUUCAGGGAUAGUCAAGACUAGUUUAUUUGUAGAAGACAAUCUCAUACAGAAAGCAAGUAAAAGUGCUUUACUGAGUAACAUAAAGAGGUAGUUUUGCACUAAAAACACUGUAACUUUGUAAGAUGUCCGGAAAAAACAUAUUUUAAGACAGACUUAAAGUGAAUUUAUCCUUUAAAAUUUUGGGCAUCAGUUUCUCUCAGGGACUUGGUUGAUGGUUUCUUUAGGAAGUUUAAAAAUGGCUUCUUUCUGUGUUUGUUUGUAAGACUUUAACUAUGGAUAUGCUUUAGUUGUAUUCUCCUCUAAAUAAUGCUGGUUUCAUCUUUUUACUUUUCUCCAUCUGUACCAAAGUUAUGGCAGUCUACUUCAACUGAAGACCAAAGUGUUUAAAUAUUGUUCCUAUGUAUUGCAAUCAAAUACUGCAACAUCCAAAGAUGUCUAUAUUGGGUCUAAUUUGAUUUAAGUAAUAUAAAAUGGCAUCAGUUAUUUUUCUGAAGGGCUUCAUUUAGUAACUUCAUAUUGUAGAUGUCACUGAGCUUUACUGCCAUCACUGUCAUCAUCAUCUUAUGAUAUUUUGAAAUAUACGAGACACUGAAAAGUCUAAAUGUUUGAAGGAUAUUUCGUAAAAACCCAUCACAUUACAGUUUUACUAUGGAGAAAUGUUUGGUUUUCAUUAUAUCUGUAAAUGUUCUUUGCACUGUAUGUUUUGUGCACUGGACUUCUGUGUGUUUUAGUUUUGCAUAUUCAACUUUUGUUUUGCCAAUUACAAAAUAUACUUUGAAUGAAUUUCCACUUAUUGUCCACAAGGGGUCAUCUUAUGCCACAAACUGUGGAUUUUAGAUUUGAAUCUGAAAAUGCAGAGCAGGGAAGACCAGCCUAAACUAUUGGUGAUUAAUUAUCUACUGAAUCUCUGUUAAAGGACACAGGUUGAGUGGUUCACCCUCUUCAAGUUCAAGUGCUGCUGUGGUCUUUUUCAUUUUUUAAUGAAGUUUGUGGAUUAAUAUCAGCAUGAUAAACCAAAUUGUCAGUAUUCUGAUGUUUUGGGUUGAGUUUUUAUAUGUUUGCUGAAUGCUUCAUUAACAGAACAGACAUUUUUGUGAUUCCUUUUAAAUAAAAGCAGUUUGAUUUGUA
Molecule: messenger RNA, 3259 nt
Organism: Dicentrarchus labrax (European seabass)
Lineage: Eukaryota; Metazoa; Chordata; Actinopteri; Moronidae
Gene: mef2b
Product: myocyte enhancer factor 2b
Exons: 10
Coding region: 180-1451 (423 amino acids)
Biological process (GO): positive regulation of transcription by RNA polymerase II
Molecular function (GO): RNA polymerase II cis-regulatory region sequence-specific DNA binding; protein dimerization activity; DNA-binding transcription factor activity, RNA polymerase II-specific
Source: RefSeq, a predicted model, not a curated record